Messenger RNA from Drosophila gunungcola (fruit fly), 1718 nucleotides. Its product is annotated as beta-1,3-galactosyltransferase 1. Gene Ontology annotation, molecular function: hexosyltransferase activity. Gene Ontology annotation, cellular component: membrane. The record is from RefSeq and is a predicted model, not a curated record. Bases 423 to 1700 code for a protein of 425 amino acids. The transcript is spliced from 2 exons. NCBI's taxonomy places the organism in Eukaryota, Metazoa, Arthropoda, Insecta, Diptera, Drosophilidae.
UUUUUUGUUAGCUUAAAAAGCUUAUAGUAUUCCUACUAAUUUCUAGACCAUUCUUUUUUUAAAAGAGAAAUAUGGACAAAACUCAUUCAGCGUUAAACUAUGUACGUAAAAGAUCUUGGAAUAUGUCAAUGUAUGGCACCCCCAAUCUCCAUAUCAAUGUUAAAAAUAAUGCACAAGCGAGAUUUCAUAUAUAUCUUAAAUAUUUGCUUCCCAGGACUUUAGAAAAUAAUCAAUCAAAUAGAUUUUAGCUAGAAUAGUAAGUAUUUAUUUAUUUUUCAUACAUAUAUAUAAUAAGGCGCUGUUCAAAAUGAAUUACUUCAACAAAAAACUGAAUAAAUUUCAAAAAGACACCAAAUGUUUAACGAAUUUUUUGUAUUGCCUUUUCGAAAACGGUCAACUUAUGGUUUUUUCAACUUGAAAAAAUGCGUUUCACGAUUUUUAGAAAGCUUAAGCUGUUUCAACGACUACGAGUACAACUGCCAAGAAUUAGGCGGCUGCUGUUAAGAAGGUAUACAGAUAUCACGGCUAUCCUGCUUGUUUUUUAUCUGGUCUAUAGGAUAUUUUGUUUCCAGGAUCCAAGGAAACGGAAUGCUUCGCUGCCGGGUUGGGGCCGUGAAACGCCCAGGAGUAUAGCCGAUUACUUGGACCCGACUCAGGAUACAGCGCUUGUAGCCCCGCGACAGUUUUGCCGGAGUAAGGCCCUCCUGACCAUCGCAGUCUGCUCCUAUGUGCAUCACUUUGAACGGCGACGGACCAUCCGCAAACUCUGGGGCAACUCCACCGAGUUCAACUACUCGUCCUUUGUAAAGCUUCAUGGUCACCUCAAGGGCAAAUACCUGGACGUCCUGCCAGAGCGUCUGAAGCUGUAUUCGGAGUAUCUAAGCGGCAAGGGUGACUCCUUGGAGGCCUCCAUUCGAAUUGUUUUCUUUCUCGGCCGCAGAAACUUGGCUUCCCUGCAGGAAAACGAAGCGGUUGCCAACGAGGCGGAAGAGUAUAAUGACGUGAUCCAAGAGAACUUCAUGGACACCUACAAUAACCUCACCAUUAAGGCCAUAAUGGCUCUAAAACACAUCAGCCAGAAUUGUGUGAACACGACAGCGUUCGUCUUCAAAUGCGACGACGACACCUUUGUAAAUGUGCCCAAUUUGCUGCACUUUCUGCUGGGUGGAACUAUUCCGCUGAACGAGGUCACCGCAAAUUACCACUAUCUCAACACCUAUCGGGUGACCUCAUCAAGGAACCGUUUGACGGCCCGGAAGGAGGUGAUGUACGGACGCCAGUACUGCAAUGUGCCACCAAUAGCCAAUAAGUUCAACAAAUGGUAUAUGCCAUCUUAUAUGUUCCGGGGCGGAGUGUAUCCACAGUAUUUGUGCGGAUCCGGCUACUUGCUGUCCAUCGAUGUGGUGCCGCGCCUCUACAAGGCCUCUUUGGGCACGAAGAUGGUGCACUUGGAGGACCUGUUCGUCACUGGACUGUGUGCGGAGAAGGCUGGCAUCAGGCGGACCAAUCACCCGCUCUUCAGGUCCAUGUAUCCGUUUCAGUGCGACGAGCAGUGCGCCCUCAAGGGAAGCUUCACCACGCACCGCGCCAAGGACUGGAUCAUGUGGGACGCCUGGCACCUGGUCACCAACUACAGCAGCAAAUGUCCUCCGCCAAAAAAAAACUUUCAGUGGCAUUUGCCCGAGAUGCAACGGUGUUAGAUUAUCUCUAUUUUUAAU